AUGGCAGAACCUCAAGAGCCUGGCAACGCCCCCCCGGCGCCUUCCAAUCCCCCUCCUGCUGCAGCAACCACUGGUCCGGCCGCCUCGGAUGCGACAGCCAACGGCGACGGGUCCGACAAGCCUGAUCACAAGAAGAAUUGGGACGACAGGCGCGGCCAGAGGGGCAGGGGGAAGGCCCGCAACGGUCGAGGCGGGCGAGGCGGGCGAGGCGGGCGAGGAGGCCGGGGUGGUCCCGACAAUCGCGAUCGCGAUGGCUCAAGGGGCGAACAUGCCCCCAGGUCCAACCGACGCCCGCAGGAGGCCAAGCCCCAGCGCCGAUUUGACCCAGCCCUCACGACCGGCGACGAUGGCGAGCCCAAGCAGACCAACAUGAGCAUCCCCUUCUCCGCUGAAGAGAUCGCUGCCGAGGACCGCCGCCCUAAGCGCAAGGUCGCUGUGCUGAUCGGCUACGCUGGCACCGGAUACAAGGGCAUGCAGAUGAACCACCACGAGAAGACCAUCGAGGGUGAUCUCUUCGCCGCUUUUGUCGCCGCUGGCGCCAUCGCCAAGAGGAACGCGGAUGACCCCAAGAAGUCGAGCUUCAUCCGCUGCGCAAGAACAGACAAGGGCGUGCACGCCGCCGGCAACGUCAUCUCGCUAAAGCUGACCAUCGAAGACCCCGACAUUGUCUCCAAGAUCAACGAACAGCUGCCCGAACAGAUUCGCAUCUGGGGCAUCCAGAGGACCAACAAUGCCUUCAACUGUUACCAGGCCUGCGAUUCGAGGUGGUACGAGUAUCUGCUGCCCAGCUACUCGCUCCUGCCACCCCAUCCCCAGAGCUACCUGGGCAAGAAAAUCAUCAGUGCCGCCAGCGAGAAGGGCGUCUCCGAGGAGCGCUUCAAGCCAUGGGACGACAUCAAGGAUUUCUGGGACGAUGUGGAGAAGAAUCACAUCCAACCUAUUCUCGCCAAGUUGGACGACAAGACGCGUGAGGAGGUCAUACGGUCCAUGCACCUUAUCACCGAUGAAGCACCACCCGAAGAUGAGGACAAGGAAACGUCAUCCACGAAGCGAAAAGCAGAGGAAGAGGCUGGCCCCGACGUCCCAUCCAAGAAAGGCAAAACCGACCAGGAUAAUGUUCGAGAAAGUGCUGAGCAGCUGGAGGGAGAGAGCACAAAAGCUACACCGGGAAAGGCUGAGGUCAUAGAAGGGCAGGCCGAAGAAACCAAGCAAGAGGAGGACCCUGCAGCAAAAGCAGACCAGAUGGAUGUCGAUGAAAAGCCAACAGAUGCACCUGCAGAGGCUGCCGAUGGCACACCGGCCGAGAAGCCCAAGUACCAGCCCACGCCGGCCGAGCUUGCCCUGCGCGAGAUCAAGACGGCUUAUGUGGCAGCCAAGCGCAGGUACCGAGUCACACCCGCGCGCAUCCAGCAGCUUCAGGCCGCGCUAGACCAGUACCGGGGGACCAACAACUUCCACAACUACACCAUCAAGAAGCCCUUCAAGGACCCCUCGGCCAAGCGCCACAUCCGCUCAUUCGAGGUCAACCCCAACCCCAUCCAGAUCGGCGACACCGAGUGGCUGUCGCUCAAGGUCCACGGCCAGAGCUUCAUGAUGCACCAGAUCCGCAAGAUGGUCGCCAUGGCCGUGCUGUGCGUGCGAUGCGCCGUGCCCGUCUCCAUCAUCAAGGAGAGCUACGGCCCGACGCGCAUAUCCGUCCCGAAGGCCCCCGGCCUCGGCCUGCUGCUCGAGCGGCCCGUCUUUGAGAGCUAUAGUAGGAAGGCAGAGGGGUCCUACGACAGAGAACCCCUGAACUUCACAAAGUUUCAGAAGGAGAUCAACGAGUUCAAGCAGAAGCAGAUCUACAAUCGCAUAUAUGACACGGAGGAGAAAGAGAACUCGUUCCACAUCUUCUUCCACCAGCUCGACAACUUUGAGACCGACUCCUUCCUCUGGGUCACAGCACACGGCUUCGAGGCGGCGUUUGAGCCUAAGGAACGGCGCGACCCCAAGCUCGCCAAGACCAUGCCCAAGGAGCUGCAGGAGGAAGGGGAGGAGGACGACGAGGACCCCGAGAACGGUGAGGGCUAG
This is a messenger RNA of Diaporthe citri, 2070 nucleotides long. RefSeq lists its product as uncharacterized. The coding region runs from base 1 to 2070 and encodes 689 amino acids. The transcript is spliced from 3 exons. Gene Ontology annotation, cellular component: nucleus. Lineage: Eukaryota; Fungi; Ascomycota; Sordariomycetes; Diaporthales; Diaporthaceae. Gene Ontology annotation, molecular function: pseudouridine synthase activity; RNA binding. The record is from RefSeq and is a predicted model, not a curated record. Gene Ontology annotation, biological process: mRNA pseudouridine synthesis; tRNA pseudouridine synthesis.